Hibiscus syriacus is the source of this 587-nucleotide messenger RNA. RefSeq names its product transcriptional regulator TAC1-like. The transcript has a single exon. The record is from RefSeq and is a predicted model, not a curated record. The annotation marks the transcript as partial. NCBI's taxonomy places the organism in Eukaryota, Viridiplantae, Streptophyta, Magnoliopsida, Malvales, Malvaceae.
CAAUUCCCAUGGAAUCCCCAUCAUCUCCGAGAUUCAAAGAGCUUGAGCGAAGAGACCGAUAAAUCCGAGCAAAGCAUCGACUAUACACGCGCCGGUAGUCGCUCCUACGAGUGCGUAUUUUGCCGUAGAGGGUUCACCACAGCACAAGCCUUAGGAGGGCAUAUGAACAUCCAUAGGAAAGAUAGAGCCAAGAGCAGGCCUAGUUCAGUUCCCAUAAUACUUUCAGGAAAUGAUGACAAUCACCCAACACUUAAGUCCUAUACUUAUCUGCCACAUUAUUCCAUAGCUCCUGAGGUACAUGUAACUUACCAAGCUUUUAUCCCAGUUUCAGGUUGGGGUUUUAGACCCCCUCCACACACGGCUGAAUUCUUUGUAGACAAUUCACAACAUCCAAAUCGGAGUUUAAGCCUGCGAAUCGGUCCGUCCAGUGUCGAAGAUCAUCGGAACAAGAAGGCUGAUGGAAGUAUUGGAGAAGAUGAAUUAGACUUGGAGCUUCGAUUAGGUCAUGAUGCAUAGUAUAUAUAUUAUAAAGUACCAAUAAUGAAUUUUCUCUAUCUACAGUAGUUGUGGAUGUAUAUUCAUUAUAA